This is a messenger RNA of Onychostruthus taczanowskii (white-rumped snowfinch), 4014 nucleotides long. RefSeq names its product hydrocephalus-inducing protein homolog. The record is from RefSeq and is a predicted model, not a curated record. Gene Ontology annotation, biological process: cilium movement; axonemal central apparatus assembly. NCBI's taxonomy places the organism in Eukaryota, Metazoa, Chordata, Aves, Passeriformes, Passeridae. The annotation marks the transcript as partial. The transcript is spliced from 26 exons. Gene Ontology annotation, cellular component: axoneme.
CUGACUCCCUCUGCCUUCCAGAAGGAGAUAUCUCUCAGCACCAAGGAGAGGCUGGCCAUAGCUAAGAAGCUGAGUCUGCCUCAGAUUGUCCAGCCUCAAGACAAGCGUGAGAGCUCUCAUCACAAGUUCUUGUCAGCUGACCCAGAGCAGAGAUCAUUUCAGCCUUGCCCACCAGAGGUGGUGUUUCAGAAGUACACCCCUGGUGAGGUCUAUGAAGUGCCGGUGGUUCUGAGGAACAGGGACAAGGUUCCUCACUUGGUGAAGGUCACCUUGGAGAGCUCACCUUAUUUCCAGCUGGUGGGCCCCAAUGCUGUGUGCCGCAAGGUGCCACCGGGCCUCUACACGUCUGUCCGUGUCCUCUUCACCCCUGGGCAGAACAAGGAUUAUUUCCAUGAGCUCCUCUGCACCACUGAAAGGGAAGAGUUCAUUGUGCCAAUUUGGGCGGUCCCUUUCUCUGUCGUUCCGGCCAUGGGAACUCUGGAUGUCAGUUACGCCAUGAAUGUGGCAGUGGAAUUUCAGCCACUGCAGACUGGUGACCAUUCCGGGUCCCUUGUUGUGCGCUACGACACAGGUGAAGAGACCCACACAAGCCUUCAUGGAAGAGCUGUGGAUGUCCCCAUCAGGCUGGACAAGAAUACUGUGAGCCUUGAGAAGACGUACAUCACCAUGUCAAGCCGUGCAACCGUGCUCAUCCACAACCAGAGCAAUAUCACAGCCCGCUUCCAGUGGAAGGCUGUUGGUACUCAGGGAGAGGAGGAUCAGCUGGAGAUGAUGCAGUAUCCCAGGAUAUUUCAGGAGCAAAAGAAGAAGGUGUAUGAUUUGCUGAAGAAGUCCAGAGCGGGCGUCAUUUGCCAAGAACGCCUUGAUCUUCUGACCCACAGCUUCCAGAGUGAGGUGGCAAAGAUCAGAGAAGAUGCCAUGCUGUUCUGCGAUGAUGUUUUCUCCCUUGAGCCAAAGGAGGGUGAGAUCAGGCCGAAUUGCUCGGCUGAAAUCAGCGUGUUCUUCAAGCCCCAGAAAGCCCGGGUCUAUAAGCGAACGGUUUACUGCGACAUCUCAGGCCGUGAGAAGAGGAUGCCCCUGCUCCUCACAGGGGAAGGCCUCGGGCCCCGGCUCCAUUUUCACUUUGAGGAACUGGACAUCGGGGAGGUUUUUGUCAGAUUAACCCACACAUAUGAGGUGGUCCUGUUCAACAAUGGGCCUAUUAAGGCUCCCUUCAAACUCAUCCCUCCAAGCUCAGCCAUGGGCUCCUGCUUCACCUUCCUGCCCCAGGAGGGCAUCGUGGCACCCUCCUCACUCCAGGCCAUCCAGGUCUCCUUCUGUCCCACCAUCCUGGGGGAGUUUGAGGAAGAAUUCUCCUUCCAUGUGACUGAAUCCCCUGAGCCUGUGACCUUGACUGUCAGGGGCUACGUGAUCGGACCGACUUUCCAUUUCGAUGUGUCCGCCCUCGACUUCGGUGACAUCUCCUUUGGUUUUCCUCGCACCUUGAACUGUUGCCUGUUUAACACCUCCCUGACACCCAUAGACUUCCACCUCUACAUUCCUGGGGAUGGCUUGGGAGAGCCCAGUGUUGACAGCUCUACUCAGAUACUCAGAUGCAGUAGCCAGUCUUGGAGGAAGGAAGUUCGAGGUCUUAGGAGGCCAAGGGAGUUUGACAUAAGUCCCUGCAGGGGGACCGUCCGUGCCCUGGGAUCCCAAGAUAUCAAGGUCACCCUGUGUUCCAACACCGUUGGAGAGUACAAGCUGUGGCUGGUGCUGGAUGUGGAUGAUGUCGGCGAGAAGGUGUUGGCACUGCCCCUCACAGCCAGAUGCAUCGUUCCUCCACUGCGAGUGCUCAACCCUGUGCUGGACUUGUACUACUGCUUUUUAAAGACCCGCUAUGAUGAGAAGCUGACCCUUGUGAAUGACAGCGACUUUCCUGGCUGCUACUGUGUUCUCCCUCAGGAACACAGGGAGGAGGCUGCUGUGUGGUACUCCAGCUCUGCGCCGUCUGGGAUUAUCGAGGCUCACAGCUCGGUGCAGAUCCCAAUUGCAUUUGAGCCCCAGUUGCUGGGAGAGUGCAACAUCACUGCUGAGAUUGCCGUGUUUGGGAGAGCAGGAUCCCCACUGGCUGGGAAAUGCUCCUGCUGGAGGAUUGAGCCCAGUAAAGGAGUGGUCCCCCCUAAACGUGAGAUGUCCGUGGCUGUCAUAGCAAACCUGAAUGACACAGUAAAAUUCCAGGAGGAGGUGAAGGUGUUCAUUGACAACACCUAUAUGACCAUCAUCUCUCUCCAAGCUGUGGGCACUGGCACCACAAUUGUCACGGACAAACCUCUCAUGCCGAAGCUCGACUUGAAGUCCCAGUUCAGCUUUACUCCCUGCUACUUCCACUUCAAAAUAACAAACAGAGGACGACGCGUGCAUCGGCUGUACUGGAGCACCGAAGGUUUCCACAUGUUCGGGCACCGUACUCGUGCCCGUGCCCUCGGUGGCACCAAAAGCAAAGGUGCUUCCCCGGUGCCCAGACCUGGCAGCCCCGUGUUUAAGAUGCGGCCGCCGCAGGCGGACCUGAGGCCGGGCCAGAGUGUGGACAUGGUGCUGGAAGGCUGCUCCAGCACUGCCCAGGAGGUGAAGGAGCGGCUGCUGUGUCACGCUGUGGUGGGGAAAGAUAUAGCAAAGAAACAGAUAAUGCAAGUGGAUGUCAUCUGCAACUUCAUUUGCCCUGCUCUGCAAAUGUCUUCCAGAGCAAUCACUUUCCAUGUGGAAAAGAAACCCAGUGAUGUCCUGGUGCGGCAGUACAAGCCUUUGACUUUAAAAAACACCAGCUCCCUGCCAUUCAGAAUUGUGCUGGACUUGAAGCAGCCAUUCCUGAUCUGCAAUGUGGACCGGCAGCCCUUCCCUGCACAUUCCAAGCCUAUAACACUGGAUGCAGGGGAGGAACUUCAUCUCUACAUCCAGUUUAACCCAGCUUAUAAGAAGAAUCUGAACAGCUGGGUGGCAAAGAGGGUUCUCAGGGUGCGCUUCAUGGAGCAUCCUCGUAAGGAGAAGAUCACUGUUCGGGGAGAAGUCUGCUUCCCGAAUCUCCGUCUCCAGGCCAAGGCCGUGGACUUUGGCUGCAUCAUAAACGACACUGAACAAGUGCUGUACAUGGAGAUGACCAACUGCAGCCCACUGCCCGUGGAAUACCACUGGUCAUUCCUGACGGAUAGCCCGGUGAACACCAUAAAGAGAACUCUGACCGAGAGGAUUCUGCUCAAGAGGACUCUGAGCAGGAGCCAUCAGAUGUAUUCUGCCCAGGAAGUUUCUUAUGAGGAGGAUCCUGCCCGGGAAGAUCCUGCCCAGGAAGAUCCUGCCCAGGAGGAUUCUGCUCAAGAGGACUCUGAGCAGGAGCCAUCAGAUGCAGAGGAUUCCCUGAAAACUGAGGUGCUGUCAUCCACUCCUGGGGAGUCUCAGAGCCUGGUGAGGAUGAGGGGAUUGAGUCAAUUCUCAGAGAUGGAGCACCCCAACGUGGGAAUGCUGGAGGUUUUUGGUGUCCUGCCACUGUGGGGUGUGCUGCAGCCAGGACAGAAAGAGCAGGUCACCUUUACCUUCUUUGGCUACGCCAACAUCAUCGCCCGUGCCACGGCGCUGUGCCGUGUGAAGGGAGGCCCCACCUAUGAGGUGGUGCUGACCGGGCAGGCUUCAUGCCCCAGCUACCAACUGGUCGUGGAGGAGAUUGACUGGGGGCUGCAGAUGUUCAACAAAGUCCUCAAAGCAGAGAUCACCCUGCGGAACACCGGCGUUAUGAAAUUCACCUACGUGGUGCCAAACUCCAGCACUGGCACUGCAGCAAAGCCUCUGCCCGGGGUGCCCGUGGUCGUGCCCCGCAGAAUGUUCAACAAAGUCCUCAAAGCAGAGAUCACCCUGCGGAACACCGGCGUUAUGAAAUUCACCUACGUGGUGCCAAACUCCAGCACUGGCACUGCAGCAAAGCCUCUGCCCGGGGUGCCCGUGGUCGUGCCCCGCAGAAUAGCUGUGGAAUCCGGGGUGUGGCUGUAG